CAGUACUUUCAUUGCAACGGAUUAGCUUUCAAUUCACCUUUUCUGGAGACAAAAAAGUUUAGAAGUUAGGAGUUGAGAAGCCGUGCUGUCUUUUUUGUCUUAGAAACCAGACAAGUGUGUGAUGGAUUUAGAAGAAUAUCGAAUUCAUGGAAAAUUGAUGAUCGACUACAUUGUGAAUUACUUGGAAAACAUUCGCUCUCGUCGGGUUUUUCCGGAUGUCAAGCCUGGAUACAUGAAAAAUCUUCUACCAGACUCAGCUCCAGAAGAAGGAGAAAAUUUUGCCAAUAUUUUCAAAGAUAUAGAAAAAGUUAUAAUGCCCGGAGUAACGCAUUGGCAAAGUCCUCAGAUGCAUGCCUAUUUCCCAGCCUUGAACAGCCCCGCAUCGCUUUUGGGGGACAUGUUAGCCGACGGUCUCGGAUGUCUGGCCUUUACUUGGGCAUCCAGUCCUGCAUGCACAGAACUGGAAAUUGUUGUGAUGGAUUGGCUUGCCAGGAUGAUUGGACUGCCUGAUUGCUUCUUACAUUCUACUUCCAAAGGAAAAGGAGGGGGUGUCAUUCAGACAACAGCAAGUGAGUCCACUUUAAUCGGGCUUCUGGCUGCUCGUACUCAGAUGUUUCAAAACUUUCGGGAAAAAUAUGAGCAUAUAGAUGAAGCAGACCUCAACACCAGACUCGUAGCCUACACAUCGGACCAGGCCCAUUCCUCUGUUGAAAAAGCGGGACUCAUUGGUCUGGUGAAGAUGCGUUACAUAGAAAGCGAUUCUGAACUUAGCCUCCGAGGAGAUAAACUGGAGGAAGCAAUUAUUCGUGAUAAAGAAAAAGGUCUCAUUCCGUUUUUCGUCUGUGCAACUCUCGGAACAACUGGUGCUUGUGCUUUCGACAACCUCAAAGAAAUUGGCGUUAUUUGCGAGCAGGAAAAGUUGUGGUUGCACGUUGAUGCGGCUUAUGCUGGUAGUGCGUUUAUUUGUCCCGAAUUCCGGCAUUGGCUGGAUGGUAUCGAGCAUGCAGAAUCCAUCGCAUUCAAUCCUUCGAAGUGGCUGAUGGUGCACUUCGAUUGCACUGCUAUGUGGGUCAAAAACAGUGGCCGACUUCAUAGAACAUUCAAUGUUGACCCUCUUUAUCUGAAGCAUGAAAACACUGGUCUUGCAGUAGAUUUUACACACUGGCAAAUUUCUCUCAGUAAACGCUUUCGAGCGCUCAAGCUCUGGUUUGUUCUCAGGAACUAUGGAGUGAAAGGCUUACAGAAGCACAUUCGCCAUGGCGUCAGUUUGGCUGCGGAGUUUGAAUCACUGGUUCGGGCGGAUGACCGAUUUGAAGUUCCAGCUAAGCGACAUCUUGGUCUCGUCGUGUUUAGAAUUAAAGGCCAAAAUGAACUGACAGAGACACUUUUGAAGAAAAUCAAUUCGAGUGGUAGACUGCACUGCGUUCCUUCCUCCCUCAAGAGUAAGUACGUGAUUCGUUUCACGGUAACUUCACCCCGGACAACCUACAAGGACAUACACGAAGAUUGGACAAUCAUCCAAAUGAUGUGCAGCCAACUUCUGAACACAGCUCCGUCACCAAGACGAGCCCCGUUCAUGGCCGACAUCAGGAAACGCAACCCCACUUUCGGCACCAGCAUGCUGCUCAUCAACAGUCCGAUGACACCCAAAGUGAUGAACGGAAGUUACGUGGCCCUCUUCGAGAAUGGGGACAACCUCAAAGAGCUUCUGGACAGAAACGGGGCCUUGAGGAUCGCUUGCAAAGAUUCCCCUGUUCUCCAGAGAAGAGUCAAAGGGAUGGUUCCAGGAGGGAAGCAGUACAGCUUGGAUACUCACAUCGACCUCAUGAUUGCUGCCAAUUCUACAAAGAAGAAGAAUUCUCCGAGGAAUAGCGUGACGUCCGUUGGUGAUUCGACUCUAGAGGAAGACUUCGAAGAAGAAGAAGAUUUAAGCGAAGAAGAUGUAGCGAGAUGUGAUAAGUGUGGGCAAAAGAUCCGUUAGCGCCUUCUCCCUCUGCAUUGCAUUUAUUUUGCUGCUCGUGAGAAUCCACUUCCUGCUUCGUGGAUAUAUUUUAAUGUUGUUCAAAUAAUGAAAUUUUGAAGAAAAUUUUGUUUUUAACAUUUAUGGGGCCACAAACCUUGUUUAUGCUUAUACAAAUAGUUAGUGAGAUCAAUUUUGUUUUAUUUUGACUUAUGAUCGGUAUUAUGCAAAGUGUAAAACGUGUCAAUAUUUUUAUUUCGUAACAAAAAUCUUAAUAUUCUUACAAAUAUACUCUUUAUCGUGUCUAAACAGCUACUCCGAUCAAACUGCUUAUUUUCUCAUGUAAAAUGCUCUCGAACACUAAAAUGUCAAGACCAAAAAGCAAUUAUUUCAUUAUUUUAAAGGAAAACGUUGUUUGAAAACUAAAUGUUUGCAUGUCAAUGCUUCCCCUAAAUAAAACAUCA
Uloborus diversus is the source of this 2424-nucleotide messenger RNA. It is a transcript of the gene Hdc, whose product is annotated as histidine decarboxylase-like. The transcript is spliced from 14 exons. Bases 122 to 1981 code for a protein of 619 amino acids. NCBI's taxonomy places the organism in Eukaryota, Metazoa, Arthropoda, Arachnida, Araneae, Uloboridae. Gene Ontology annotation, biological process: L-histidine catabolic process; histamine biosynthetic process. Gene Ontology annotation, molecular function: pyridoxal phosphate binding; histidine decarboxylase activity. The record is from RefSeq and is a predicted model, not a curated record.